This is a messenger RNA of Anneissia japonica, 2785 nucleotides long. RefSeq lists its product as uncharacterized. The transcript is spliced from 9 exons. NCBI's taxonomy places the organism in Eukaryota, Metazoa, Echinodermata, Crinoidea, Comatulida, Comatulidae. The record is from RefSeq and is a predicted model, not a curated record. Bases 440 to 2179 code for a protein of 579 amino acids.
AUAAUUUCUUUGACAUUACGAUCCCACUUAAAGUUAUCUUGUAUCCACAGCCCUAACAGCUUUGUUUCUUUAACAAUUUCAAUUACAACGAUAUGAGACUUUCAAGAUAAGACCAGCCGUGGUAUUCUCCAGUCAGGAUUUAAUUGGAAAGAAUCAAUAUGGCUGCUACGUUCUUAUCGGUCCGUUAUCGUGUAUUAGUGUUUAUUUUGUAUUCAGUGACGUUUCAAUAUUUGUUGCUAUUUCGUUUUGUUUCAACUGCUACUGAUAACAGAUUCAAAAAAAUGGGCUUGGCAUUCGUAGUUUUGUUUCAGACGAAUUCGAGAUUGAAAAUGGGUUACUUUCACUCUCCGUAUCGCUAGAUGAUGUUAUUGAUGUUGAUGAGUUUUGGCUGGUCGACUUUCAACCAUUUGAAUUCAACAAUAUUAAUGCAGUUGAUCAUAUGGGGACACUUGUGUCAUCGAGAACUGGAACGUGCAGUAAUGUAUUCACCGAUGGAAUGUACGAAGAAUACUUUACUGAUAAUUUUAACUUUUUAAACGAUAAUUUGUUGAAUUCCAAACUGUUCACCAACACUAGUAUUGGCCCUAUUAUGAACAAUAUUGAAAAAGGGUUUUCAUUUCGUCGGAACAAACUCAGUUACCAUGGAAGCGCCGCCACCCUUCUGAAUUGUAUGCGGUCAGAUGGCUCAUCGGCGUGGACAUCAUCUGACGUCACUCGGUCGGAGAUUGAGUUCAGGACCACGUUAUAUUUUUCAAACAUUCGUCCAAUGAGCAUCCAUCGUAGCACCAAGGCUGUCUCCUACGUCCAGUCUCAUGUAGUACUAAUUUGGCGUCUCUAUCGAAAUGCGUUGGUGAAUUCAGUAUUUGCGUCAACUCUGGAUCCAUUAAUGUUACCGGCUCCUCCCCAACAGCCCGAAGUGUAUCUUAACUCUGCAAUAGUGUCAACACCAGUGGACAGAACGCAUGCGCCAAUAGUUGACCAGAUGGAAGUUGAUAUAGAAUUCAGUACCGUUCCACCGUCAAGAAAGUAUGUUAUGGUUUAUGAAGAGAAUAGUAUUGAAUAUAAACCGCAGAGCAAUGACGCACACACUUUAUUACAUGUAGUUGAUGAACCGCUUUAUCACCACGAAGCACCCAUGUGUCUUGGAAAUCAUGAAGAUAAAAAGUGUAUGCAAACUUGGAACUCUAAAAUAAUUCUUCAGUUGAAUGAUAUGCAAAAUAUACAAAGUGGAAAGCAGCGAACGUAUAAUGGCGAUUUAGUGGCGACUUUUUCAGUCCACGAAUGUGCGGAUGUGGAGGACGUCACCACUUGUAAUAUUAAUUCCAGCUAUCGAAUUAGCGUCACCAUUAGUCUGGUAUUGCAGUCUGUCUUGACGUUAGUGGACGAGUCGCGUGACGAGGUGUCACUUCACGUGGUUGCAAUUCAUAGUGAACGGCAGCCAAUCCCAUUCAAUCCGUAUGGUGUUACAGGUCAUCUCGAAAAGGCUGGUGUGUCAGACGGUGACAGCAUUACACUAGAAGUGCAGUUCUCGCCCACAUGGUUGCGUUCGCUUUACCGUCUCCAACUGAUGCUUUUGGUCACGUGUAUCUGGCCAGUAAAACCUAAAAUGGGGUGUGUGGCUGCACGUCCUUAUCAUCGAAAGGUUCAUUUCAUCGAUCCAGAUUACCACUCAUAUUUUGGCGGUAAAUAUGAUAGCUACAGACUUCACCAUGAGGCUGGAAAAGGCGCAACUAUUAACCAUUUAUAUGACGAACAAGCUAAUUUGCAUAUUUCAAAAUUUGAUCAUGUCGCUUUGACAGAUUAUGAUGUUCUGUAUACGGUCACAGCAAUAUAUAGAUUGGUCGAAAGACAACCGAUAAAAGCACCGUAUGGAUCACAUCACAGACGCAAAAGGAAUCCCAAUGGUCAAAUUAAAACUUUCAACAGUAAUUUCAAGAAAGCCCAAAUAACUAGCAUUAGUUUCUUUGCUGAAGGCUGUGUAAAUGGUCUGGUAUUCGACAAUAAAACAAGGAUUUGUAUAUCAUCGUCUGACGGUAACGGCGAAUAUACGACUUCGACAAACCAGCAUGAGCGUAUAUCAAGUUUUCCACCAAACCUCGAUGUUGACAAUUCGGCAGCUACUGCUUCAGCAAGCUUUGUAACAAUAUUUAUUGCCGUAUAUUUAAACAUUCUAUUUUAAAAUGUAUUCAAUGACCGAUUUUCAUGAACAAAACGUUUAUUCAAAAUACGAGAUUGCUGAAUGUUUAGCAGAAUUUUAAUAACAAAGUGUGUGUAGUAAUAUUUAAUAAUUUAACUUAUAUAAAAUCUACAUUUUAAUAUUGUCUUAAUAUUGUAUAUCAGUGUCAUGGUGUUUUAAAAUAUUAUAUAGAAAUGACUUAUUAUAUAUUAUACAUAAAAUUAGAUAUUUUAAAUAUAAAUGUGUGUAGUAAAUAAUCGAUUAAAAUUUCACUGUAGAGCUUUUUUUCUUCUAGAGAAUAUAUUAUAUCAGUGUAUUUUUGUUUUCAACAUUAUAUAUAUAGAUUAAUAUCUUUAUCGAGUAUGCAUGUGUCCGUUUCAAUGUACAAAUAGUUGGAUAUUCUUUUUUAUGUAUAUGUAUAUAAGGCUAAAUUGUAAUCGUAACAAAGCAUUGUCUGUGAAGAUGAUUUUAAUGUCAGUCAUCAAAUGUCAUAUGCACAUAUAUUUAUUUAUAUUUACGUCUGUUAGUAUAUAUUUUAUACAAAAGAUUCGUUUAUGUGAUAUAAUUUAUAUUAAUGUUUAGUGAAUAAAUGAUGUUGAAGGAAAUAUA